AUGUCCGUGAGCGAGAAUGCCGACUCCCAAGAAGAAGACGAAAGCAGGUCAUUCAACAAGAAAGACUUCAAACUUCUGUUGACGAUGCUAUUGUUUUUCCUUGUAUCGUCAUGCUUGUACCUGUUGGAUGCAGAAGAAGCUGAAACCGAAAGAGUAGAACUUGUGGUACAGAAGCCAGAAAAUAUGACUGAAUCUUCGACGGUACAAGCUCUCGCUCCAGCUGAGACUCCCACAUCCGAACAGAGCACGGCAUCCAAAUACGGCACAGUGUCAUCGCAUGGAGGUGGGGGUUUUGACAAGGGCUGCAGUGAUAUUUGCACCAAAAGGGAAGCUAGCCGAAAGGAAAAGUUUGGUGGAGACUUGCUGGACUUUCGAGAUAUUGUAAAAUUGGCGGAAGCAGGCCAUGAAAAGGUGAUAUCCACCCUACGACACGAUUAUGGGGAAUAUUUCGAUCGCAUGUUUAUAAACAAAGGUAACGGAACGCACUAUUUUGGAAUGAGACCAGCUGAUCUACAGGGUCCUUCAAAAGAGCGAAUGAAGCGAAAAAUGAAGAUUAAGGUACUGAAGAUGAUGGCGUCGGUCCGAACAUCGGAGAGCAACUUGCAUGGUUGCGAUUGCGUCGAAAAGGCGGGCUCGGUCAAUUCGCGAGUCGAUGAAGGUAUCUCGACCGACAUUCCAGAUUUCUACGAGAAAUAUGUAUUCGCCAAUGGAGGGCAUUCGAACGCUGCGGGGCACGGUAAUAAGUAUAGCGAGUCAUAUACUGCUGUGUUUGGCAGAGAUGUCCGCCCAGUCUGGGAAGCAAUAGGAAUCGAAAUGAUCGAUCGGAACCAUGCCAUGGGGGGACUAGCUUCAAAUCCAUACCAUAGCACUUGCGUCAAGGAAGUAUUCGGGACGGAUGUAGAUUUUCUCGCUUGGAAUUAUGGCAUGACGGAUUCGAAACCGUAUUCUGCUGCUCACUUUAUUUACCGUGGAGCCUUGAUUCCAAGCCGUCCUGCGUUUGUUUUUGUGGACUGGGUAAAAGGAGCCAAUCUGGGAAGAUCAUUUGUUGAAUUUGGUUUGGCCAUGUUUCGUUCGAGGCUGGAUGGGAACCCAGUCUCGCAGUUGCCCGAUAUGACACCGGACGAGAUACCUAUAUCGAAUGAGCAAGCUCAGAAAAUACCAGACAUGGCUCGGAAUCUAAAGUGCAACAAAAGGUUGGAAGGGAAGGACUUGUGUUUUGGAAGCAAAUGGAGUUGUACAGAGAAGAUGCAAGCAGCUGGUAUUGAUUGCAUUUGCCCUCACAUUGGGAAACGAAAUAGCUGGCACAUGGGAUAUAGAGCGCAUGCAUUACAGGGCCACCUAUUAGCUCUUCCCUUCAUAGAGAUGUUAUUGGAGGCACUGAGAGAACUAGCUGCUACCCCGACUACUGAUUCAGAAGCUUUACUGGCUGAUUUGCAAAAGGAAGAAGAUGCUGACUUCAGACUGUUCAUGGAAAGUCCGCUUCUUGAUCUGCUUUCAACUGCGUAUGAAACACUGGGAGAAAAGACUGAUCCACUGUAUGAGACAUGGUUUCGGGGCCACAGUAUAUGCCGCACUUCCUACCUGCCGUGCCAAUCUCGCUUUCUUGGUAUUAUGACCGAAAGUGGGAAGACUGGUGACAUUGCAAUGUAUACCCACGAGACCUAUGACACUGGAGACGUUCAUGCAAAAGGCAUUGCACGUGAUGUAAACGGAUUCUUCCCUCUAGUAGACGACACCGAACCACCUGCUGGCAAGUUCUUACUCCUUGCAAACGAUGCUGAACGUUCUGGCUUUGGGGAUGUCAAGAAACAUGAAGCAGAGUGUCCAGCGAUUGUCAUGCCAGACUACAUCGACAAAUUCUGGGCGCCCCUUUUGGAUGGGAAAGCCUCCAUCACGGUUCCAAACAAAAAGGAGAAGGAGCAUUAUGGAUACGAUCCAAAACUAUUCAAGGGUGUCAUUGCAUUUAUCUUGCCUCUCUGGUCAUUUAAAUGCAAGGGGUGCCAGCACUCAUAUGACUUGAAUACUGAUGACUUCUUGGAACGAAAUGUUACCAUGGUCGUGAACUCCAAACCUGUCAAAAGUGUUCGAGUAGUGAGCGGAAAGGUCGUCAUCUUGCAAGGGGACAACGACAACCCGUUUUGGGAACCUGAUCUUGAAACAGAGGACUAUACGAUUGAAUUCCAGGUGGCUCCAGGUGCAACCCAAUAUAAUUUGCUCCUGACUCAUUUCAUUUUGAUGUAA
Cylindrotheca closterium is the source of this 2241-nucleotide messenger RNA. Lineage: Eukaryota; Bacillariophyta; Bacillariophyceae; Bacillariales; Bacillariaceae. The record is from the annotation of a GenBank genome assembly.